UGCCCAUUGAAGACGUCUGUCUAAAUUUCAGCUAGAGUAAGUCCGGGUCCGGGUCCGACGCUUGUACACUUUGAUCAGGUUCACUUCCAGUUUCCUACUGAGAGAGAGAGAGAGAGAGAGGCUAUUCCUAACGAUUUUAAUGGAAAAGCUUCAUUUCUUUAAGGUUCUUUUCCCUCUCUUUUGUCUGCUUCUCUCACCAGCUUAUACUCUUCCAAAUUACUACUUCAUCAAUUGUGGGUCAAAGUCCAACAUAACUGUCGGCGAUCGGAGCUUCCUCGGUGACCUGAAUUCUGGGUCUUUCUCAGUUGGACCAAGCUCUAUUAUCGUUGCCACUGAAUCAUCACUAGAUACGUCUCUUUAUCAAACUGCAAGAAUAUUCACAAACCGAUCUUCAUUUGAGUUUGAUAUCAUCGAUAUUGGCAUUCAUUAUGUACGCAUCCAUUUCUUUCCGUUUGUGUCCGGGAGGGUUAAUCUGGCUGGUGCCCGAUUCGAUGUUUCAGCUUCUAAUUUUUCACUGUUGUCAAAUUUUGGUGUUAAAAGCAUUAGUAAAGCGCCUGUGAUUAAGGAAUACUUGCUCACCAUCAAUGGAAGCAAGUUCAACAUCCACUUUAAUCCUCGGAGAAAAUCUUUUGCUUUCGUAAGUGCCAUUGAAGUCUUUCUUCUUCCAGAUCAGGAAUUCGUCGGGGAUGAUCUUCAUCGAGGUAAUCCCGAGAAAAAUGAUAUGUACCAUGGUGUCCGUUCUCAGGUUCUACAUACGAUUCACAGGGUCAAUGUUGGAGGUCAAGAGACUAAUGACACACUGUGGAGGAAUUGGAUAACAGAUGAAGCUUAUUUACUCUCUACAGGGUUUGCAAAAACCUGUGUUCCUUAUGAAGAUACGCUUUUAUAUAAUAUUAAUGGAGCAAAUAAUUAUAGUGCCCCAGAUCUCGUCUACAAGACCUGCAGAGAAUUGAAUUUGGAUUACAACGGGGGAUUAUCAAAUUCUCCUAACAUAACUUGGCGUUUUGAAGUGAGUAGGAGUGCCACACAUCUGGUUAGGCUGCACUUUUGCGAUAUUGUCAGCAAUAAUUCUGAUGAAAUCUACUUCAAUCUCUACUUUGACGGAAAGAUCAGCGAAAUGAUAGAUACGCUUAACAUAAGUGACAUGAGGGCAGCUCCAUUGUAUUACGAUUUGGUGGUUAAUUCAGAUGAUUCGGGAUCUAUGAAUAUAAGUGUAGGGCCUAAUCAGGAUUCAAUAUAUAGAACAGCCUACCUGAAUGGGGUGGAGAUAAUGGAGUUUAUGAAGGAAGCAAGUUUGGUACCUUCUGGCAGUAAGGAAAAGAAAACCCUUCAUGUUAUAGUUGGUACCGUUUGUGGUCUGGCGUUUGUCUUCGUUUUGGUAGUACUGCUAUUCUUGAUGUGUUUAAAAUGCAAUAAAGCAAAUCAUGGUGAUGAAGUGGGCUUAUUGCCAUUUUUUCGUGGAAAAGGAAGUUCUGGUAAGGGAACAUCAAGUGCCUCCCCUGUUCGUAAUUUGAACUUAAAGUUGAAGAUGCCUCUUCUUGAGAUACUAGAUGCCACUCAUAACUUUGACACCAAAUUAUUGAUAGGUGAGGGUGGGUUUGGGAAAGUUUAUAGAGGGUAUCUUCGGAGUGGCAUGACUGUGGCAGUCAAACGAAGUGAUCCAAAACAUGGCCAGGGACUUCCAGAAUUCGAAACAGAAGUAUUGGUCUUGUCAAAAAUUCGUCAUCGUCAUCUUGUUUCUUUGUACGGAUAUUGCGAAGAAAAGUCAGAGAUGAUAUUGGUGUAUGAAUUCAUGGAAAAUGGGAGUCUGAGAGAUCAUAUCUAUCAUUCAAAUGACAACUCUGACUCAGAGGGACCAUCUAAGAGAUCUAAGUUGUCUUGGAAGCAACGGCUUGAAAUUUGUAUUGGCUCAGCUAAGGGCCUUCAUUACCUUCACUCAUUUUCAAAUGGGGGAAUCAUUCACCGUGAUGUUAAGUCAGCAAACAUCUUGCUGAAUAAACAUUACGUGGCUAAAGUUGCUGAUUUUGGUCUUUCAAGAUCAGGUCUUCUCAAUCCAGACCAUGUCAGUGUUGGCAUAAAAGGUAGCUUUGGCUAUAUGGAUCCCGAAUAUUUUAGAUCUCUUCAAUUCACAGACAAAUCUGAUGUCUACUCCUUUGGUGUGGUACUUCUUGAAGUUCUUUGUGCUAGACCAGCUAUCAUUAACUCACCCAACAGGGAGGAGGUGAACCUAGCUGAAUGGGGGGUGUUUUGGCAAAACAAAGGACAACUUGAAAAGAUUAUUGAUCCCUCUUUAGUCGGAGAAAUUAACCCUAAUUCAUUGAGAAAGUUUGGCGAAACAGCUGAGAAGUGUUUGAAGGGUGAUGGAGCUAGCAGGCCUACUAUGCUUGAUGUGCUGUGGGACUUGGAAUAUGCACUGCAGCUUCAUCAAACUGCGGUGCAUAGAGAGCCGCAUGAGGACACUGGAACAAAUGUUCUUUUGGAGUUACCUUUGCCUACUAUUCAGCAUUUGCCUUCUAAAAGCAUCCCAGAUUGGGGAGAUGAUAAUGUGUCCAUGGGAAGCAAAGGGGUCAAGGGUUUGGAUACAACAGAUGGUGGAGUGUUCUCUCAGCUUAGGAUUGAUGGUGCCAGAUAACCUCAUCAACUGCUUUGGAAUGUUUUCCUGUCAUUUUGAUUUCCAUUCUUCCUUAUAUCUACGAAGCUUCAAGUGUAUUUUGAAGUGUUGCCUUGUUUACCGUUAGUGUGGAGUGGCGUGUUGUUAUAGCUAUUUUGAAGUGUUAUGCUAAUAAGGUUAACAGACUCAAUUCAUUGGCUUCCAAAGUUAGGUAUCAAUCCUUGCUGCAUAAAUAUUUACAAAAUGCUGACAUAAUUAUUUACUUGUAUGGGAUAUGUAUCCUAUUCAACCGGUUUAGUUAGAAUUG
Messenger RNA from Juglans regia (Persian walnut), 2918 nucleotides. Its product is annotated as probable receptor-like protein kinase At5g24010. Gene Ontology annotation, molecular function: transmembrane receptor protein tyrosine kinase activity; ATP binding. The record is from RefSeq and is a predicted model, not a curated record. Gene Ontology annotation, cellular component: plasma membrane; plasmodesma. Lineage: Eukaryota; Viridiplantae; Streptophyta; Magnoliopsida; Fagales; Juglandaceae. Bases 140 to 2632 code for a protein of 830 amino acids. The transcript has a single exon. Gene Ontology annotation, biological process: protein autophosphorylation.